AUGAGGGUUACGUCGUUGCUGUCUCUGGCGGCUUCGCUGGGAAGUGUCAGGGCUUUGCCUUCGUCUCCCUCGGCCUCCGCGUCUGCGUCUACUGCAUCGGUCAAACUUGACUACUGCACCGUCGUUCCAGCUGCAGGAAACGCAUCGCUCGGAUACUAUAAGUACCAGAACAUUCGAUUUGCCGCCGUCCCUACUGGCGACCUCCGUUUUGCCAAACCCGAAUGGCCCUCCGUCGAGACGGCCAUCAACAAUGGAUCGCUGGCUGAUGGCUCGGUCGACUGUUCCUCGGACGAAGACUGCCUCUAUCUAGACGUCUGGGCUCCCGCCAACAGUGCUAGCAAGAAACUGCCCGUUCUUGUCUGGACAUAUGGAGGUGGUUUUACCGGAGGCAGCAAGUCGGAGAAUACCCCAGAAGGUCUCUUCGAUCUAAGCAAGGACUUCGUCUUUGUCGCGUAUAACUACCGCCUGGGAUUUACGGGCCUAGCAACCGGCCCUACAUACGAACAUGAAGGAGGAACAUCAAACCUGGCACUAUGGGACUCUCAGCAUGCCUUCCAGUGGACCAAGAAGUACAUCAGUGCCUUUGGUGGUGAUCCGGAGAAGAUCACCGCAAUGGGUUUCUCCGCUGGUGGCUCGGAGGUUCUCUUCCAGCUGACUCGGUUUGCUGGCCAUGCUGAGCAGCUGUUUAACCAGGCUUAUAUCAUGUCGCCCGGUUAUGUGCCAGGGGCUGGCCAUCACCAUGGUGAGAACUAUUGGCAGAAUGUCUCGUCGGCUGUGGGCUGUGAUGGUGGCCAUCUUGACUGCAUGCGUCAGGUCAACUUUAGUAGCUUGUCUACUGCUGCUAGUGAUGUUCAAAGUACAUAUAACUACCAGCUUCAGCCUCGCGUGGACGGUGACUUUGUCGCUGACACUUACGAAGCGCAACUCUACCAAGGCCGAUUCAACUUCACCGGCCCCCUAGUAAUCAGCCACGAACAACACGAAGUCAAUGGCCAGGCAUACUCGGGCAUCAACACCACCGCCGACGUCUCCAAGUACCUCCGCAUCUUCUUCCCCGCCAUCACCGACGACGUCGUGGAUAGACUUCUCGAGCUCUAUCCUGAAUCCGACUACUCGAGCCCUGGCCUCCGCUUCUCUGACAUGAAGCAGUCGUUUGAUCUGACGGCGCACGAUUUGGCCGUGACCCAUGCUCUGGAUAAUAAUACCUGGAAUGCAAUGGUUGCGUUGGGACAGGCUACUCAUGGGACUGACCAGAGUUAUUAUUGGUACAGCACCUACAGCCUCAGCUCAAGCAGUAGUAGUAGCUCUGGUGGCAUGGGUGGUAUGGGCGGAAGCACUUCUGUCAACUCCACCGUUGCUAGAACCAUGCAAAAAUAUCUCCUCUCAUUUGUUCUUACCGGUAACCCCAACACCAAAUGGGCGAAUGACAAGAUCUACUGGCCCAAGUAUGGGUCUAACGCCACGCAGCUGGUCUUUAACACGACCAUGUAUCUGGAGGAGGAUGAUCUUGCCAACGGGGAGAGCUUGUACUGGAAUAAAGUCCUCUGGUACUAG
Aspergillus wentii DTO 134E9 is the source of this 1554-nucleotide messenger RNA. RefSeq lists its product as uncharacterized. The record is from RefSeq and is a predicted model, not a curated record. Bases 1 to 1554 code for a protein of 517 amino acids. The transcript is spliced from 4 exons. Lineage: Eukaryota; Fungi; Ascomycota; Eurotiomycetes; Eurotiales; Aspergillaceae.